CCGAGGGGCUGGCCGGCCCGCCCCACGCCCACGUGGCCCGCCAACCGCUCCCACCCCCCGCGCCGCCGCUGCAGUAUCACGUGCGGCCGGUGGCUGCCCUUCGGAGCCCUGCUCGGAGCCGCGCGCCCGGGAUGCUGAGGAUGGUGGGCCAGGCUUGGAGCCGCUUGGGGCCCGCGCUGGAGCGCCGCAGCGCCUGCUGCUGGGGCCGGAGCCGAGGCGCGGUGCUGCUGCUCUUCUUCUCGCUGUCGCCGCGGCCCCCUGGCGGAGCGGCGUGGCUGCUGGGGCUGCGGCCGGAGAGCACGGCGCCGGGUCGCGUGUGGCUCGAAGGGGGAGCGCUGCGGGCUGUGGAGGGCUCCCGCUUCUUGCUCCGCGUCUAUUUCCAGCCGGCGGCCGAAGGCAACGCGAGCGACGGCUUCGGCAGCGGCGGCCCGCGGCAGGAGAGCGAGCGACGGCUGGUCUUCGUGGAGCAGCCGACCAAGGCAGAGCGCUGCCCGGAGCGCAGCGCCUGGGCCUCGGAUGUGGAGGUGCUGGGCCCUUUGCUCCCCGGAGGCUCGGCCGGCUCGGCUUUGGCCGAGGUGAGGGUCCGGGAGCCGCGCAAGGGCGAGUCCGGCGCCGGGCCCGAGGGGCGCCGCUUCUCGCUGUGCGCCUGGGACGGGCGCGCGUGGCAGCUGCACGGCGCGCGAGGCGGCUUCGUGCUGCAAGUGCAGGCGCCGGCCGCGGGCUUGUCGGCGGGCUUGGUGCCGCUGCCCGCCGAGGGGUGGCUGCGGGUGCUGGGCGCGCUGGUGCUGCUAGCUCUGUCGGCGCUCUUCAGCGGCCUCCGCUUGGCGGUGCUGUCGCUCGACCCGAUGGAGCUGCGCGUGCUGCGCAACAGCGGCUCGGCGGCCGAGCGCGAGCAGGCGCGCAAGGUGGAGGCGGCGCGCGGCCGCGGCGGGAGCGGCACUUACCUCCUGUGCACGCUGCUGCUCGGCCAGGCCGGCGCCAACGCCGCGCUGGCGGGCUGGUUGUGCGCCUCGCUGCAGGCCGUGCACAGCCCCUUGCCCGAGGCGAGCCAAGGCGUGCCCUGGCUGCCGGUGCUCAUCUGCACCGGGGUCGUUUUCCUGGGCGGGGAGGUGUUGCCCUACUCGGUGUGUUCCCGCCACGGGCUCGCCAUCGCGGCGCACACGCUCUUCCUCACCCGCCUGCUCAUGGCCGCCACCUUCCCGAUCUGCUACCCGCUCAGCCGCCUUCUGGACUGGGCCUUGCGCCAGGAGCUGAGCAUCUUCUCCACUCGGGAGCGCCUGCUGGAGACCCUGCGCGCCGCGGAGCCGCAUGACCUGGUGAGUGAGGAGCUGGCCAUGGUGCAAGGGGCCCUGGAGCUGCGCACCAAGGUGGUGGAGGACAUCCUGACGCCCCUCAGUGACUGCUUUAUGUUGCACUCGGAUGCCAUUCUGGACUUUGCCACCAUUUCUGAGAUCCUGCGCUCAGGCUACACACGCAUCCCGGUCUACGAAGGCGAGCGGCGCGACAACAUUGUCGACUUGCUGUUCGUCAAGGACUUGGCCUUUGUGGAUCCCGAUGACUGCACCCCGCUGCAGACGGUCACCCGCUUCUACCGCCGCCCGCUGCACUGUGUCUUCCAUGACACCCGCCUAGAUGCGCUGCUCAAGGAGUUCAAGACGGGUAAAUCACACCUGGCAAUUGUGCAGCGGGUGAAUAAUGAAGGGGAAGGAGACCCCUUCUAUGAAGUGAUGGGAAUUGUCACGCUCGAGGACGUUAUUGAAGAGAUAAUCAAAUCUGAGAUUCUGGAUGAGACAGACCUCUACACUGACAAUCGGAAGAAGGAACGGGCACCCCACCGGGGUCGGAAACCUCAUGACUUCUCCAUUUUCCGACUUUCGGAUAGUGAGAUGAAGGUGAAGAUCUCCCCGCAGCUGCUACUGGCCACCCACCGCUUCAUGGCCACAGAGGUCGAGCCCUUCAAGCCCCCGUAUCUCUCGGAGAAGAUCCUGCUGCGGCUGCUCAAACACCCAAACGUCAUCCAAGAGAUGAAGUUUGACCACAAGAACAGGCGAGCCCCUGAACAUUACCUCUUCCAGCGCAAUCGGCCAGUUGACUACUUCGUUCUCAUCCUACAGGGGAAGGUGGAGGUGGAAGUGGGGAAGGAAGGCCUGCGUUUUGAGAAUGGAGCCUUCACGUACUACGGAGUCCCAGCUAUCAUGGCUGUUGUCUGCUCAGAUAACGACGUGCGCAAAAUGAGCAGCUUGGCCGGGUCGUCUUUCUUGUUGAACCAGUCGCCAUCCCGGUGCAGUGGAUUAAACCGCUCAGGCGAGUCCCCCAUCCGAGAGCGCAAUGAUUAUGGAGGCAGCAGUACCCAACUCUACAGCAGCAGCAACAAUAUCUACACGCCAGAUUACUCUGUGCACAUCCUCUGUGAUGUGCAGUUUGUCAAGAUCACACGGCAGCAGUACCAGAAUGCGCUGGCUGCCAGCCACAUGGAUAGCUCACCCCAGACCCCUGACAUGGAGGUUUUCAAUGAUGCCGAUUCCACAAAGGCGCCCACCGUCAGAGGCACUCCACAGACCCCCAAGGACGACCCUGCCAUCCUCCUGCACGAGAGAAUUAGCCACUCAGACCUGCAUCUUAAGAGCCCGACAGACUCCGUGUUCCUGCACAUGGAGGGAAUCCCUCACAUCCAGGAGGAGGUGGCAGGCUGCCUAGAGACUGGCACGCAGCAGAAAAACGAGGGCUGCCUUUUCAGGCUGGAACCUGAAACUUCAAGCAGAGAAAUGGAGAUGAGCAUAUCCCCAAGUGGCCCAGAGGAGCCCCUGGGCAAGAAGUUACUCCGGACCCUAAGUGGGAGGAGGAGAAAACCGUCAGCAGAUAGCGAAAAGAGUGCAGAUGAUAAUUCCAACUUCACACCUCUCAUCACAUGAGUGGCAACAUGGCCUUGCCCCGCCCACAGGUCUGCAGCAUGACAGCCGACUGUGACAAGAUCCAUGUGUGCGUGAUGGCACCUGCUUCUCUGUCUCACAUCAACUAUCCCCUACCUCCAGGGCUUGUGGUUCAGAUGGCAGCCCUUUGAGCUUGAGAGGUUGCGCCAAAACGCGGAGAAAGCUGAGCAAGGAAGGCCCAGCAAAAGAGGUGGAAACGAGAAGGCGACUGCCAAGUGGUGGUGCGUGUGGCUCCCUGUGGGUCGUCCUAGCAGGGCAACGUCCUCACCAUCUCAAAUCUUACUUUCAUGGGGUAAUGCCCAGAGGGAGGGGGUGCCACACGGUCAAUCCCCCUUCCUGCUGGAAGUGCCCACCCUUCCUUAUGCAUGGUCCAGCACAGGGGGCCCCAGUGCAUGUUUGUGCAGCCAACAGCAUCAUACCAUCUGCUCCCUCUUGUAUUCAUGUCUGUCUGGUCAUUAUCCCAGAUCUGUUGUUCCAGACCCGUUGCUGUUUGUAACCAGCACCAGCUGGCUUUGGGCUGGCAGUCCGAAGGGCAGGUCAGCGCACUGCUCACCUGUCACCUGUGCACACUGAGCAAUCUUGUCCUCCAGGUUCAGACAAAAAAAAGUUUUGACAUCAAGCGUCUGUCAGGGAAAAAUAAAAUGUUCUUGUUUUACAUUAAAUCAA
Podarcis raffonei (Aeolian wall lizard) is the source of this 3596-nucleotide messenger RNA. It is a transcript of the gene CNNM1, whose product is annotated as cyclin and CBS domain divalent metal cation transport mediator 1. Gene Ontology annotation, biological process: transport; magnesium ion homeostasis. The record is from RefSeq and is a predicted model, not a curated record. The coding region runs from base 132 to 2912 and encodes 926 amino acids. Gene Ontology annotation, molecular function: transmembrane transporter activity. The transcript is spliced from 12 exons. NCBI's taxonomy places the organism in Eukaryota, Metazoa, Chordata, Lepidosauria, Squamata, Lacertidae. Gene Ontology annotation, cellular component: plasma membrane.